This is a messenger RNA of Aspergillus mulundensis, 303 nucleotides long. RefSeq lists its product as uncharacterized. NCBI's taxonomy places the organism in Eukaryota, Fungi, Ascomycota, Eurotiomycetes, Eurotiales, Aspergillaceae. The coding region runs from base 1 to 303 and encodes 100 amino acids. The transcript has 2 exons. The record is from RefSeq and is a predicted model, not a curated record.
AUGUCUCAAAGCCAAAGCACAAGCGCAACCCCCAGCGCAACCUCCAGCGCCGCAACAAGCACAACCGUUAGCCGCGUGACCUCGCUCGACCAAAAGCACCCCUCCGACGCGGCCGCCAACCCCAUGAGCAAGAAGUCGCACUUCGCCAAGCUGAAGAAGCGCCUUGCGGCUGUCAAGAAGGAAUGGGGCCCUGGUCUUGCGGCCAAGGAGUCCUGGGACGACGAGUAUAACUUCCCUGCUGGGCGCUGGGCUGGACAGGGGUUGGAUCCUAGCUGGUGGCGCACUGCGCCGGGGUCUGCUUAG